AUGGUUCUCACUUCAGACGAGUACAAUGGUAGACUCUAUAUCAACGGCGCCUUCACCUCGUCGCAAGGCUCCGAACGCCUCACGCUCACCAAUCCUUGGGAUGAAUCUGUCGUCGCGGAAGAUAUCCAUGUCGCCAACAAUGUAGACAUUGAUGCCGCGGUCGCGGCCUCCGUCGCGGCUGUGAAGAAGGGUCCAUGGAAGAAAUUCUCGGGCGCCCAACGUGCGGCAUGUAUGCUCAAAUUUGCGGACCUGGUGGAGCAAAACAUCGACAAACUUGCUCGUCUGGAGUCUCUGCCGACGGGUCGCCCAUUUUCUAUGAUCAAGCACUUUGACCUCCCCAACAUGGUCUCUGUCUACCGCUAUUAUGCUGGUUGGGCAGACAAAAUCCCCGGCAAGACGUUCGCCGAGGACAACGGCAUGUAUAAGAUCGUUCGCUACGAACCGGUGGGCGUGUGCGCGGGGAUUGCUUCCUGGAAUGCGACCUUCCUCUACGUCGGCUGGAAGAUAGCACCAGCCCUGGCUGCAGGCUGCUCGUUCAUUUUCAAGUCGUCGGAAAAAUCACCGUUGGGAGUUCUUGGUCUUGCCCCUCUCUACAAAGAAGCCGGCUUUCCAGACGGUGUCGUUCAAUUCGUGACUGGGGAGCGAACCGCUGGUGCCCUGCUAGCCUCCCAUAUGGACAUCUCAAAGAUCAGCUUCACCGGCUCCGUCGGGGCCGGCAAGGCCGUGCAACAAGCCGCAUUAAAAUCGAACAUGAAGCGAGUAACCCUGGAACUUGGUGGCAAAUCACCAGCUAUUAUUUUCAGUGACGCACCGCUCGAGGCUGCGGUUGGAGGCGUGGGACAGGGUUUCCUCGUCAACUCUGGGCAGAUCUGCGUAGCGGCAUCCCGGGUGCUCGUCCAGGAGGACAUUGCGCCCAAAUUUGAAGAGGCUCUCAAGCAACAGUUCGAAUCAGUUUCGGCUGGGAUGGGCCCUAACCCACUAGAGCCAACAACCAUGCAUGGUCCUGUAGUCGACAAGGACCAGUAUGACCGUGUGAUGGGGUACAUUGACAUCGGCAAGGACGAUGCUCAAUUACUUACAGGAGGGUCGAGAAAGGGAGAGAAUGGAUGCAUGAUUGAGCCGACGAUCUUUGUGAAUCCCAAGGCGGGCAGUCGGAUCUGGAACGAGGAGAUCUUCGGUCCGGUCAUGUGCAUCAAAACGUUCAAGACGGAAGAGGAGGCCAUUGAGUUGGCGAAUGAGUCGACCUAUGGACUGGCAUCGGCAAUCUACACCACGUCCCUCACGCGUGGCCUACGUGUCGCAUCCGCCCUCGAGACCGGUGGUGUCUCGAUCAACAGCCCCUUCGUGCCUGAGAUCCAAUCCCCCUUUGGCGGCGUCAAGCAAUCCGGCACUGGCCGGGAGCUGGGCGAAGAAGGGCUCAAGGCAUACCUCGAGCCGAAGCAGAUUAACAUAAAGUAA
Messenger RNA from Cladophialophora psammophila CBS 110553, 1458 nucleotides. RefSeq lists its product as uncharacterized. Bases 1 to 1458 code for a protein of 485 amino acids. Gene Ontology annotation, molecular function: aldehyde dehydrogenase (NAD+) activity. The transcript is spliced from 2 exons. The record is from RefSeq and is a predicted model, not a curated record. NCBI's taxonomy places the organism in Eukaryota, Fungi, Ascomycota, Eurotiomycetes, Chaetothyriales, Herpotrichiellaceae.